Plectropomus leopardus (leopard coralgrouper) is the source of this 465-nucleotide messenger RNA. NCBI's taxonomy places the organism in Eukaryota, Metazoa, Chordata, Actinopteri, Perciformes, Serranidae. The record is from RefSeq and is a predicted model, not a curated record.
AUGUUAUCGUCAAUGUCCAGGCUCCCUCUCUCCUGGGACAAGAGGGAGGCGUCAGCAAGAGAUGGAGAGUACCUGCUGGGGAUAAAGAGACUGAGAAGGCUGUACUGUAAUGUGGGCAUUGGCUUCCACAUUCAGGUCCUGCCAGACGGGAAGGUCACAGGCGUGCACAAUGAAAACAGAUACAGCCUUCUAGAAAUUUCCCCAGUGGAGCGAGGAGUGGUGACUUUGUUUGGAGUGAGAAGCGGCCUCUUCGUUGCCAUGAGCAACAAGGGGAAACUCUAUGGCUCGGGCCACUACAAUGAGGAAUGCAAGUUCAAGGAGAAUCUCCUGGCCAAUAACUAUAAUGCCUAUGAAUCGGCUGCCCACCCUGGCAUGUACAUUGGACUCAGCAAGACCGGCAAAACCAAGAGAGGCAACCGGGUCACACCGGCUAUGACCAUGACACACUUCCUUCCCAGGGUAUGA